Aureobasidium musti is the source of this 1404-nucleotide messenger RNA. The record is from the annotation of a GenBank genome assembly. NCBI's taxonomy places the organism in Eukaryota, Fungi, Ascomycota, Dothideomycetes, Dothideales, Saccotheciaceae.
AUGAAUCUCGACCGUCCAGGCAGGGGCAUCACCCUCCNNCCCUUCAUGAAGUACCGUGAGAACACUCAGCAUGAACGCCGCCUCGCUGGAUUCGGUUGGCUCCCUAACAAGGUCCGCAACCACUUCAUUGCCAUUGUUGGCGAGUUCGUCGGAACCUUCCUCUUCCUGUUCUUCGCCUUCAGCGCUACCCAAGUCGCCAACGCCGCUACUGGUAAUGCAUCUACCCAGAACAACGAUGAUGGUUCCAUCACUCAAGCCCCAAACACAUCUGCACUGUUGUACAUUUCAUUGGCCUUUGGCUUUUCGCUUGCUGUCAACGCUUGGGUCUUCUUCCGCAUCACUGGUGGUCUCUUCAACCCAGCAGUCACUCUCGCCCUUUGCCUUAUCGGUGCCUGCAAAUGGAUUCGUGGUCUGCUCGUCUUUAUUGGCCAGAUUCUCGGUGCCAUCGCAGCUGCUGGAAUUGUCUCAUGCCUCUUCCCUUCCGCCAUGAACGUCUCAACAACCCUUGGAGGUGGCACUUCGAUUGUCAGAGGCUUGUUCAUCGAAAUGUUCCUGACUGCCAUGCUCGUCUUCACCAUCCUCAUGUUGGCCGCUGAGAAGCACAAGGGAACUUUCCUUGCACCCAUCGGCAUUGGAUUGUCACUCUUCAUCGCUGAACUCACUGGAGUCUACUUUACCGGUGGCAGUCUCAACCCCGCUCGCUCCUUCGGUCCCUGCGUUGUGCUAGCCACCUUCCCAGGCUACCACUGGCUGUAUUGGGUUGGUCCAUUCCUAGGCUCCAUUCUCGCUGUCGGCUUCUACAAGUUUAUUAAAGUUCUGGAAUACGAGACAGCAAACCCUGGACAGGACUUCAACGACAAGGAGGCCGAGGUCUUCCAGGUGGAUGAGGACACGGCAGCUACUGCAGCAGAUGUGGCCAGACCCAACGUGGCAAUCGGACGUAGUGAGUACAUUGCUGAUGGGCGCGGCAUCUAUCACUCACAAGAUGUCCGUCAAGCUGCAGCUGCUCCUCGUGCUCCUGCAAACUACGGCAACACUGGUUACGGCAACACCCAUCCUUCUGGUCCGGCUCCCGCUCUCCCUCCGAUCAAGCAGGUUUCAUCUGGUGAAGGCAACGCUACUGGUUCACGUGGCUAUGACGGUACCCUAUCUGGAACUACACAUGAUGGUGCCGAUUCUGACCGUACUCGUGAUAGUCUAAAUGUGCCUCGAGAUGCCCACCGUGCUCCCGACCACGUUUAUGACGAGAAGAGACGCAGUUCGAGCAUCAGUGGAUCCCAACAUCGUGAAAGAACGCGUCGCAGCUCUAGUUUCGGCAACAACCAUCACGGCGAUCGUUACCAGGCUUCGGCCGAUGCAGAAAGAGGAGAGAUUGGAGGGAACUACAAGGUAUCGGGACUAUGA